ACAUACUAAAUUGUGCUCAGUCGAAGUUUGUUCUCGGACCAUUAAACACUGAACAUGAAAGGCCAACGCGUUGUCGUCGUCGUAUUUGCUGUCGUUCUCGCCGGACUGUGCGUGCUGUCCGGGCUGAAUGCGGCACCCGUAGAAUGCAAUAACAGCGGUGGAACGCAGUACUCUGAGGAUGGCCUUCAGAUCCAGACACAGACCGGACCCGGUUGUCAGUACCAGACCUCCGAGGAUGGUACCCAGAGCCAGGGCCAAAGUUCAACUGGGGGAGGCUACCAGUCCCAGUCACAGUGCAGUGGCUCCGCCUGCGGACAAUUUACUCCCUUUCCACCCCUAUUCUCCCUGAGGCCAAUGGAACCCCUCACCUGGCAACCGUGGGGCUUCCAGAACAAUCAGCAACAGCAGCAAUUGGAGGCUAUCUAAACUUAAUAUUU
Drosophila bipectinata is the source of this 437-nucleotide messenger RNA. RefSeq lists its product as uncharacterized. The record is from RefSeq and is a predicted model, not a curated record. NCBI's taxonomy places the organism in Eukaryota, Metazoa, Arthropoda, Insecta, Diptera, Drosophilidae.